UCUUAUCCAUCUUUAUGUUCCCAGUGACUGGCACAAAAUCUGGCCCAUAUUUACUGGAUGAUUGUAAUUUUAAAUGAGAAUCAGUGUAGUAUGAAAAUUGGUUGGAGUACAAUAGAAAUUUCACUGCCAUGUUUUUCUGCAUCAUUUUUAGGGAUAAAACUUUGUAAAUGGCCUUGACGAACCACAGCACCAUCACUGAAUUCAUCCUUCUUGGGCUGUCUGCUGACCCCAAGAUCCAGCCUCUACUCUUCGUGUUCUUCCUGGGGAUUUACCUCCAGACCAUCCUGGGGAACCUGAUGAUGCUGCUGGUCAUCAGGACUGAUUCUCACCUCCACACACCCAUGUACUUCUUCCUGAGUCACCUCUCUUUUAUUGAUCUCUGCUUCUCUACAGUCACCGUGCCCAAAAUGCUGGAGAACCUUCUGUCUCAGAAGAAAUCCAUCUCAGUAAGGGGCUGCCUGGCUCAAAUAUUCUUUGUGUUUAUUACUGGAGGGACUGAAAUCUGUCUUCUCUCAGUGAUGGCCUAUGACCGCUAUGCUGCCAUCUGCCACCCUCUGCUCUAUGGCCAGGUGAUGAGUAAACAGCGGUGUAUGCAGCUUGUAUGUGGCUCAUGGGGUCUAGGAUUUCUGGACACACUAAUCAAUGUCCCUCUGGUGAUGAAAAUGGACUUCUGUGAUACCUACAUCAUUCCACACUACAGCUGUGAGUUGCCCUCUAUCUUCCUUCUGUCUUGCUCUGAUGUCUCCACCAACCUCCUUAUCAUGCUCUGCUCUAUUAUCCCACAUGCACUUAUAACUUCCAUUUUAAUAUUUUUCUCUUACAUCUGCAUCAUCUUCACCAUCCUUAGUAUCACCUCCACCUCCGGCAGAAGCAAGGCCUUCUCCACGUGCUCCUCCCACCUCACUGCAGUGAUCUUUUUCUAUGUGUCAGCUCUUCUCCGCUAUUUCAUGCCAACCUCAGGCUCGUCCCUUGAGUUGACCUUCUCUGUGCAGUAUAGUGUGAUCACACCCAUGCUGAACCCCCUCAUCUAUAGCCUAAAGAACAGGGAGGUGAAGGCAGCUGUGAGAAGACCACUGGCAAAGUGUUUACAACGUUUUCAGUGAUAGAAUAAAGGCCAUGAUGGGGAAUUCAGAGAGAAAUUCUUGUAGCAAGACACAGAGGAAAACAUGCUGACUGUUCAUUAUAUCAAAUUUGGCAAAAUAAAUCAGAAAUUCCUAAGAAAGCAACACAGACCUAUUAUAGAAUUAUCAUUGAGUUCAAGCCCACUAGAGGCAAAAAAAAUGUGCAUGUUUGUUUUGUGUGCCUGUGUGUUUGCAUAUGUGUGUGUGUAUGAAGUUUGGUUUGGUGUAAAUUACCUGUUACUAUUUGUAGUUAAGUUUGGGAAAGGCACUGAAAAUUAUAGUUUUUCUAAAUAGAAAAGCACCUAAAUCUUUUGAGGUGAAAGAUUAUAAUGAGUUUAUAGAGGCAUAGGGUAAUGUGAUAAGGUUAGAGCCGCAGAAAGAGAAAUUAAAGAGUCAACCUAAUAGCAAUGAAACCCUCCCAGAUGUUUGCUGUUACAUAGAGCUUAAUCUGGGAAGUAAUGCCUUUGGAGAAAACCACUCCUAGCAUAACUGACCUCGUUGUACUCAUUUGCCUGUCUUAGGUAGGCCCACAGCCUCAGGAAGAAGGAAGCUCUUAGGAAAACAGGACAGAAAGAACAGAAAUACCAAGAUAAUGCAGAAUCUGAGUGGAUCUCAUGUAAUCACUUGACCAAUGACUGAGUCUUCAGCUGAAGGACUGAAGUUCUUUUCAGAAGUGUUAAAUAAGGCUCAAAGAUGGGACUUGGGAUGAAAGGAAUGUGUGGGAGUAUUUCCAGAUAAGCAGAUACAGGUUAGAUUCUCAGCAGAUUUGCAAAAUAGGACAUGUUUGGUGGCCUCUGCCUUCUCUUUUUGAAUCCUUCCCAGUCUUUGAUGCUCCUGCUCCUAUCUAAGUGCCCAGGAACACACUAUGUCCUUGUAGGAGUCUUACAUUUUCUAGGUGCCCAAACCAAAAAAACUAAAAACAAAAAACUAGCCCUUUGCCAUGAAGUCAAUUUUGACUCAG
This is a messenger RNA of Loxodonta africana (African savanna elephant), 2082 nucleotides long. RefSeq names its product olfactory receptor 8S1-like. Gene Ontology annotation, biological process: G protein-coupled receptor signaling pathway. The record is from RefSeq and is a predicted model, not a curated record. Gene Ontology annotation, molecular function: G protein-coupled receptor activity; olfactory receptor activity. The transcript has a single exon. Gene Ontology annotation, cellular component: plasma membrane. The coding region runs from base 168 to 1103 and encodes 311 amino acids. NCBI's taxonomy places the organism in Eukaryota, Metazoa, Chordata, Mammalia, Proboscidea, Elephantidae.